ACAUACGUCAGAGCUAGUGAUGUCAAUCUCAAUCAGCCUCAAUUAAGGACGAUCGAAGAAUUCAUUGAUAAGCAAGCCGAUAUCAUAUUCUACGAUCGCUUCUAUAACUGGGAAGUGAUGGCUGGUUCCUAUUUAGCAAGAAAUACAGACUGGACAAGGAAUUUCAUCAGAGCUUCGAAUGCUCUCAUGAUGCAAAUAGUUGACAACCCAGCACAUACGUCAGAGCUAGUGAUGACGAUCGAAGAAUUCAUUGAUAAGCAAGCCGAUAUCAUAUUCUACGAUCGCUUCUAUAACUGGGAAGUGAUGGCUGGUUCCUAUUUAGCAAGAAAUACAGACUGGACAAGGAAUUUCAUCAGAGGUUUUGCCGACUACGAGUUCCGAUUACCGAGGAGUUUUCAUGGAACUGACAAUGGAGCGAUCCAUGUGGGUAGGCUACUCUUCCGCAAAAGAUUACUGCAUGUCUCGCUCAGGUAG
Messenger RNA from Cooperia oncophora, 474 nucleotides. NCBI's taxonomy places the organism in Eukaryota, Metazoa, Nematoda, Chromadorea, Rhabditida, Trichostrongylidae. The record is from the annotation of a GenBank genome assembly.